UUCCUCACUCCAACCCCCGUUCGAAUAAGCUUUCCCUCCCUCGUAAACAAAUCAAAAAAUUACAAAAACCCCCCUCGAUUCCCCAUUCCCGCCUCAAUCCCUUCCAUCGCCUCUUCAAACCCUACAAUUUCUCUCCCCUCCCCCUCUUCAUAUCAUUGAUCGAGACCCAGGGUUCGCAGAAUGGAUCCUCAGAUCCUCGUCGCCCUCGGCCUCUCCCUUGUCGGCGGGCUCAGCACCUCAAUUGGUGCACUUUUUGUGGUUCUUACUCAUACUCCCAAUCUCAAAUUACUUGGUCUUCUACAGGGUUUUGCUGCUGGCCUCAUGCUGAGCAUGUCAUUUUUGGACUUGACCCAUAAUGCUCUGAACUCCGUUGGCUUUCUAAAGGGUAACCUUUGGUUUUGUGCGGGAGUUAUUUCUUUUGCAAUUGUUGUUACUUUUAUACCUGAACCUUCACUUGUUCCAAGAACAGAUGUAGGUAACAAAAAGGAUGAUGAUGAUGAUGGAUCAGGUAAAGCCAUUAUGAAGAAGCAUCGCCGGCAGGUCUUAUUUAGUGGAAUUAUCACUGCAGUUGUUGCAGGUAUUAGUUUGCACAACUUCCCUAAGGGAGUGGCAGUGUUCCUUGGUUCAAUGAAGGGGCUUCGUGUUGGCAUUAACCUUGCUCUAGCUAUUGCAUUGCACAAUAUUCCAGAGGGAGUUGCUAUAGCCCUUCCUGUCCAUUUUGCCACUCAAAGCAAAUGGCAGGCAUUUAAACUGGCAAGUCUUUCUGGUUUUGCCGAGCCGCUAGGUGUAAUUAUUGUAGCUUAUCUCUUCCCAACCGGUCUAAGUCCUGAAAUUCUUGAAGGCUUACUUGGAGCAGUCGGUGGAGUUAUGGCUUUUCUCGCUUUACAUGAAAUGCUUCCGGUGGCAAUUGACUAUGCUGGCCAAAAGCAAGCUGUGAAAGCGGUCUUUGUUGGGAUGGCUUUCAUGUCUGCAAGCCUAUACUUUGUAGAAAUCAGCUUGCCAAAGGAAAUGAGUGUGUAAACGUGCGAUGGUCUAUCAAUUACUGUUGCAGAAACACAUUCUUUGUACAUUCCAGAAACUAGGCAGGUCCUUCUCUUGUCAAUAUAUACAAACUGUAAUCUGUAUAUUCGUUCAAAGGAAUAAAAUUGUUGGCAUUACAUUUCUUGUA
Messenger RNA from Asparagus officinalis (garden asparagus), 1168 nucleotides. RefSeq names its product zinc transporter ZTP29-like. The record is from RefSeq and is a predicted model, not a curated record. Gene Ontology annotation, biological process: zinc ion transmembrane transport. NCBI's taxonomy places the organism in Eukaryota, Viridiplantae, Streptophyta, Magnoliopsida, Asparagales, Asparagaceae. Gene Ontology annotation, molecular function: zinc ion transmembrane transporter activity. Gene Ontology annotation, cellular component: membrane. The coding region runs from base 181 to 1020 and encodes 279 amino acids. The transcript is spliced from 12 exons.